CAGAGCAUCUCACAGGUACAUUGGAUCCUAUACAAGACUUCCCGGCGACACAGAGACCCGGUCCGGGUGGGAAAGCCUGGGGACCACAGACCCGCCGAGCUGCGCCGGGAUUACGGUCGCGCCGCGGUCAUGAGGGCUCCGCUCCUCCUGCUCGUCCCGCUCGUCGUCCUGCUCGGCUGCUGCGGCGCUCAGAACGACACGGAGCCCGUGCUGCUGGAGGGCAAGUGCCUGGUGGUCUGCGACUCGAGCCCCUCCGCCGAAAGCGGCGUCUCCGCCUCCCUGGGCAUCUCGGUCCGCUCGGCCGGCGGCAGCGUGGCCUUUUCAGCGGUCCGGGGGACGAACCACGAACCGUCCGAGAUGAGCAACAAGUCCAUGACCAUCUACUUUGACCAGGUUCUGGUCAACGUUGGCAACCACUUUGACUCGAAAAGGAGUGUUUUUAAAGCACCAAGAAGAGGGAUUUACAGUUUCUGCUUUCAUGUGGUGAAGGUCUACAACAGGCAGACUAUCCAGGUGAACCUGAUGCAGAACGAAUACCCAGUGAUAUCUGCCUUCGCUGGGGACCAGGACGUCACGCGGGAGGCAGCCAGCAAUGGAGUCCUUCUUCACCUGGAGAGGGAAGACAGAGUGUACCUGAAGCUGGAGAGAGGCACCCUGAUGGGCGGUUGGAAGUACUCCACCUUCUCCGGCUUUCUGGUGUUUCCUCUGUAAUCCAGCUGCCUUUGCCUUCAGGUUCCAGUACAUUUCAUUUUUCCGGGUAUGAUUUUAUUACUGGAGGUUUGUAGGAGUUUCUGUUUGUGAACUGAUCCAGUUAUGCAUUCAUUUACAAGGAGAAAAACACCCCAAACACAGAAGAACGUCACUUCACCUAAUUUUCUAUCUGUAGACGUGGAGAAGAUGUGCUGAUGCAGGUCUUCCUGCAGUCUUUUUUUACCUACUCAAGACUGGUGGGAUGAAAAAUGCUGAGUGUGUUUCUGUCUUGUCUUUACAAUUUUGUGUAAUGGAGAUUUAUUACUUUAUAGAUAAUCU
Scleropages formosus (Asian bonytongue) is the source of this 1029-nucleotide messenger RNA. RefSeq names its product cerebellin 2a precursor (gene cbln2a). The record is from RefSeq and is a predicted model, not a curated record. Bases 130 to 711 code for a protein of 193 amino acids. Gene Ontology annotation, cellular component: synapse. Gene Ontology annotation, biological process: maintenance of synapse structure. Gene Ontology annotation, molecular function: protein binding. NCBI's taxonomy places the organism in Eukaryota, Metazoa, Chordata, Actinopteri, Osteoglossiformes, Osteoglossidae. The transcript is spliced from 4 exons.